Messenger RNA from Exophiala oligosperma, 3627 nucleotides. RefSeq lists its product as uncharacterized. Gene Ontology annotation, biological process: DNA-templated transcription; regulation of DNA-templated transcription. Gene Ontology annotation, molecular function: DNA binding; zinc ion binding; oxidoreductase activity, acting on the CH-CH group of donors. The coding region runs from base 1 to 3627 and encodes 1208 amino acids. The transcript is spliced from 10 exons. NCBI's taxonomy places the organism in Eukaryota, Fungi, Ascomycota, Eurotiomycetes, Chaetothyriales, Herpotrichiellaceae. The record is from RefSeq and is a predicted model, not a curated record.
AUGGCUGUGGACUCCACCCAGGUCCGUCAACGUGCUGCGUUAGCUUGUGUGCCGUGUAGGCACCGCAGAGUCAAGUGUGAGACCAUAGAAGGCGAGUCCGAGUGCCAACUCUGCCGCCAGAAGGGCAUCGAAUGCAUCACGGUAUCUCUGGACGGAAGAAGAAGCUCUGCCACGAACCGCUGUGCGAAAAGUUUGAAAGAACGUGUGGAUGAAUUGGAAUAUCUCUUGGAACAAGAAAGACAGAAAAGCAAUGCACGACCUAGAGCAAAGACCUCCGAUCUCCCCACGCCUCUCGUAGGCUCCAACACGCAGUCACGGAGACGAGCGCCGUCAACGACCACUACCCGCAACUCUACGACGACAGAAAUGGCACCGCCUAGCCGGGAGCCCGAUACAUCCCUUGAGAUAGACAAUAUCAUCCGGCACCAUGAAGCUGUCGCGUCGAGCCCUGUGCGUGGGCAGGAGCCAGAUCGCAUGUCACCCGUGAGCUCGAACUGCAGCAGCAAAGGUCUUACAGAUAGGUUGUUGGAUCCUCUUGGCCAGUUGAGCAUCGAUCACGGAACUGGUCGCUUGCGAUACUUUGGCCCUCUGACAAAUCUCCAUACCUUCUGGGACGUGAGCCUGUCAACAGACAUUGCAAAGAGGAGAGAAAACAAUGAGAUCACCACAUCGAUCCUUCGAAACCUAUCGGUUGAGACUCACGACUACUUGAUGAGUUGCUUUUGGAUCUAUCACAAUGCCAUCUUCCAUGUCGUUCAUAAAGAAGCAUUCUACAAAGACAAGGAGAGCGAGAAGGGGAAAAACUAUUCUGGACUUCUACAUAUAUGUAUUCUCGCCAUGGGAUAUCGCUUCGCAGACAAGUCGAGACAAUCAGUUCGAAGGCUUGCAAUCGCCACUUGUCCUAGAGAGUCGAUCCUGCACCGCGAAGCAAAGAGACUAUUCGAACACGAACUAAGGCAGCCUGGCGGCAUUCCAUCGAUUCAAGCGUUGCUCCUGCUGGCAGACCUGGAAUGCGGAUGUGGAAGGGACAAUACCGGCUGGAUGUAUGCAGGUAUGGCGUGCCGGCUGUGUUUUGAUCUCGGAUUGAAUCUUGACUGUACCGGACUCGGUUUGGGCGAAGAAGAAGUUCAAGUGCGGCGAAUGAUUCUAUGGGCGUGCUGCAUUUAUGACAAAUACUGGUGUCUUUACCUUGGACGCAGAACAACCGUCAAAUCUUCGGAUAUUGAGGUCCUCCCAACUAGUUCUCAUCGAUUAGGAGGACUCCAUCCCUCCGGGGCGGAAAAACUGUUUGAAACAGAGAUCUAUGAGUCCUUGUUAGAUUUGAUGGAUAUUGCAGGACAAUUGACGGACAACAUUCAUAUCCAAGCUAAUAAGCUCAGCCACCAGUGUUACUCUAGCGUCGCCGCGGUUGAUAGUGAGUUGAAUGCUUGGUACAACCGACUUCCCCCAAAGCUACAAUGGACACCUGAGAACGUGUCUAUAGCGCCAUCUUCCUUUUUCCUUCUCCAUCAACAGUACCACUCAACAGUCGUGCUUCUGCACCGACCAUACAUACAUGGAUUUUAUGGUGAAAGUGAUGGGUACCCUCCGAACCCGGGGAUUAUUCCAGAUCAUUUGGUCCAAAUGUCGCAAACAAUUUGCCUUGAACACGCGACUCGCGUGGCAAACAUACUUAAAGAGCACCAGCAGCAUUAUGAUCCCAGCAGAUUCUGCUUAACUGUUCUUCAACAUGCCGGUACAGCGGCGACAGUAAUGAUUGCCCGAGUGAGAACGAUCAAUGACUCUGUCGAGCGGCGUGGCCUUCUUCGCCACUUAGAGUGCCUGACCCAAGUCCUGUCGGCAAUGUCCCCGACCUUUCAACCAGCUGAGCGUAUGUCCAAUCUUCUCAACGAAGUUUUGGCCGAAGCUGGGGUUGUAUUCAACAGCCAUCUUAGAACGGGGCUAGACAGAAAUUCCGAAGCAUCAGCUACAAUGAAGACCAGUGCACAGCCCGACGACAUCGGCCAACCCGCCUCGAAAAGAAGGCAAAUCGAGCGUGCCCCAUCAAACGAGUUUGUCCUCACAAUGUCGUCUCUUCCAGACUUGAACAACGGGCAUCUUCGUCCACCCAAUCUAUUCGAGGCCCCUCAAUCUACCUUGGCCAAUUCAACACUCAUGACCAGCCCAGGCGCUACGAUCUCCAGCUAUGCCAAAUCCUCAUGGAUGACACAACCACAACUACCUACUAGCACGAGUGUACCAAUGCAGUGUAGUUCAGUGAACUACAAUGAUGCACUGGUCCCCAUGAUUGACUCCGACGCAUUCAUGUCUGGUUCUGUCUUCGAACCCGCCGGGUCUCCUGAAGACUGGAGGGUUAUGCUGAGGGACCUUGGCGUGCCGGCUGAGUCGGUUUUUGAGGCGCAACUUGCGCAAGAAACCAGUCGAUGGACUUCACCUCCAGUCCUCGAAGGACUAAAGGCAAGGGCAAAGGAAUUGGGCCUGUGGAACAUGUUUCUAUCAAAGCAAUCAGAAGGCGCAGGAUACACAAAUCUGGAAUAUGCAUUGAUGGCAGAAUACCUCGGCAGGUCUAAGCUUGGUCCCGAGGCAACAAACAACUCGGCCCCGGAUACAGGCAACAUGGAGAUCAUUGCAAAGUAUGGGACUGCGGAACAGAAGCGCCGCUGGCUCCUGCCGCUAUUGAAUGGAGAAAUUCGAUCGGCCUACGUGAUGACAGAGCCAGAUGUAGCCUCAAGUGAUGCAACAAAUGUUCGACUGAGCAUGGUCAGGGAGGGAGAUUUUUACAUACUCAAUGGAUCGAAAUGGUGGAUUAGCAGUGCAGGCGAUCCGCGCUGCAAGGUCUAUAUUGUCAUUGGAAAAACAAAUCCCGAGCAUCCAGAUAAAUACAAACAGCAAUCCAUGAUUAUUGUUCCAGCGGACACGGAAGGGAUUGAAGUCACCAGGCUUUUAUCGGUGUACGGAUAUGACGAUUCCCCCCUUGGCCAUGGACAUCUCACAUUCGACAACGUGAGAGUUCCCGCCGCAAACAUACUACUUGGACCGGGUAGAGGCUUUGAGAUCAUGCAAGGCCGCAUGGGUCCUGGUAGGAUUCAUCACGCGAUGCGCUGCAUUGGGUUUGCCGAGCGAGCUCUAGACUUGAUGUUGAGUCGAGCUAAUGACGCAAGGAAACAACCUUUUGGGAAGGUGCUAAGUGAGCACGGCAGUAUGAUAGAGGCGAUUGCGCGCUGCCGAAUUGAAAUCGACACAGCAAGGUUACUGGUUCUCGACGCUGCGGCUAAGAUUGAUCAAAGCAAUGCAAAGGGAGCUCUGAAGCAGAUCGCAGAAGCAAAGAUCUUCGUCCCCGAAAUGACCUGCAGAGUCAUUGACCGAGCUAUACAGUCUUUUGGUGCUGAAGGGGUCUCCCAGGACACUCCCUUGGCCUCCAUGUGGGCGGCAGCGAGGAUUGUGCGCAUAGCAGAUGGCCCAGACGAGGUUCAUUUGCGACAACUUGGUCGGAAUGAGAACAAGAGAGCAUCAUCUGUACAGGCUUUGCUUGAACUUCAGCGCAAGCGAUCCAAAGAGUGGCUCGAAGGCUGUGGACUCGGGAACAAUGAUAAACGGAGGCCCGUCAGCAGGAAAGCAAGACUGUAG